Heterobilharzia americana is the source of this 3573-nucleotide messenger RNA. The record is from the annotation of a GenBank genome assembly. NCBI's taxonomy places the organism in Eukaryota, Metazoa, Platyhelminthes, Trematoda, Strigeidida, Schistosomatidae.
AAAAGAUUCUUUUUUCUUUUAAAAAAGAGCAAUAAAAGGGGAAUGAAAACGAUUGAAAAAUCUUUUGUUUCAUUUAAAUCGUGGCAAAGACACGGCGUUUGAUAUUAUUAUUAUUAUUAACACAUUACUGCUAGUGAGAACAAUCUGAAUUAGCAUUCAUUCUAUUCACUGACCAAUUAAUUUGAACUGAAUCCGUAUACAUACCUUUGAAUACACAGAACGUGGUACAACACUCUUAGUGUGUAUUAAGUUUUGUAAUAUCUGAAGAAAAAGGUAGCAUCAACGAAAAAUAUAAAAGAUCAAGAUAACCUGUACAUACCUAUACGCAUAUAUUAAAUUAUCAAGUACAUACAGUUAGAAAAUUGUCUAUCUGACAUAUAUAUUGAUACAUAUUUGUACAUUCCUCUGUAAAAAAAAGUAUUUUUUUGAUGAACAAGACAUAAAAAGUUCCAACAAUACAUAUAUCCUCAUUUAUUAAAAUAUUUAUGUUCCAAAUAUCGAAAUUACUUCAACAGUCGACGCUGAAUAUCCAUGAUGACUGCAUUAACUGUAAAGUUUGAAGCUGACUUCUCAGAUCAAGAAAAGAAGAUAGGAAGAAUAAACUUUAAAUCUGAUAUACAACAAUACAUUGAAUUAGAUGAUACAAUGAAUUCUGUUAUGACUGCAACUAAUAAUAUCACCUCAGUGCAUCCAUCUUCAUUACCUUCAACACUGUCAACAAUAUCAUCAACAAGUGAAUUCUCAAGAUUAAUACCAACAUCAACAUCAUCUUUGACAUGUAAUUCUUCCACAUUAUCACAAUGUGUUGGUUGUGGUUUAAUUAUCUAUGAUCCAUUUAUAUUAAAUGUUCAACCUAAUUUAAAAUGGCAUAUACGUUGUUUAAAUUGUUCAAAGUGUUUACGUUCAUUAAUGAAUGAUUCAACAUGUUUUGUACGUGAUUGUAAAGCAUACUGUAGAGAAGAUUAUUUUAGUACAUUCCUUUAUCGUUGUUCUGGCUGCCAUCGAUUAAUUGAUAAAAUGGAUUUAGUAUUUCGUAUACGUUCGCAUACAUUUCACCUGGAUUGUUUUCGUUGUGUCAUCUGUGAAAAAUUAUUACAACCAGGUGAAGAGAUUGCUUUCAAAAAUGAACAAGUUUAUUGUCUAUUACAUUCUCAUCUAACACAAAAAUUUCCCAAGAUCGAUAAUCAUAAUCAUCAUAAUAAUGACAGUAAUAAUAACAAUAAUGAUGAGAGUAGUAAUGACAAUGACAUUAUUACUGGUAAUAGUAACAGUGAUAUCCAAGUGUUACAGUUGAUGUCAAGCAAUCCAUUUAUGGUCAAUAUGACCGAUAAUAACGAUAAUAAUAGCAAUAAUAAUAAUAAUAAUAAUAAUAAUAAUAAUAAUAAUAAUAAUAAUAAUAAUAAUAAUAAUAAUGGUAAUGCUCAGGUCAAUGAGGGCAGUGAUUUUUGUAUUACAGACCGAUCAUUACGAGGACAAAUAGGAAUGAAUACUAUCCUUAAUGCACAGAUUACUGCUUCUAAUAACAAUACUACUGAUAACAGUAGUAUAAAUGUUACACAGACAAAACUUUCUAAUCAUUAUAAUGACAACUUUAUAAAUGAUGAUAUAAAAAGUUUAAAGUCAGAUAUUAAAGGUCUUCUUCCAAAUCUACUAUUGAAUCAAACUGAUGAUGUCAAUCUGGUGACAAUGAAAUCUGCUUACUGUGGUAAUAAUCCUCUUAACAAUAAUAUGAAGUUAACUCAUGAUAUGGAAGAUGGUGUCACAUAUGAGAAUUUAUGUAAUCGUGUAACUCUCUUAUCUUCAUCAAUGUCAGUAUCAACAAUGUCAACAAUACAGAACAGUUUUAGUGAUAUGAAUAGUAUUAUUAAUAGUAAUACUUAUGGUAACAAACCUUUAAAUCAUCGAAACUCAAUAGUCAAUUCGAAUAAUAUAAUGAAUGGAAUGAAUGAAAAUUUUUGUCCUAAUUCACCAGAUAGUUCAUUUGGUGCAGUUAUCCAAGAUAUGGAUAGUCCAGUGUCUGGCAGUAGUGAUGAAUUAAGCCGUGAAGAUGAAGAUUUUAGUCUUCUUGGUAUGAGUGAAUCGAAUACAACAGGACUAUCAGAAAGUGGUACAGCAUUAAAUGGUUCUAAUUCAAUGCCUGUUGGCAGUGGUGGAUUAAAUCAUCAUCACCAUCAUCAUUCUCAUAUAUAUGGAAAUUUAAAUCAAAGCCUUAUGAUUGGAAUCGGUGGAAGUGGAAGCCUUACUGGUAGUUCAAGCAGUGGUACAAGUGUUACAGGCGGCAUAGGCGAUGAAGUAGUUCAUAGUGUGGUUAUAUCCCGUGGAAUCGGUGGAUUAAGUAAUGGUAAUGGUAUUGGAGGUGGAGGUGGAGGAUCUAGACCAUCAUCAGGGAAAUCAGGAGGAAGUAAACGGUCAAAGGAUCAAAAGACAACCAGAGUUCGAACUGUAUUGAAUGAAAAACAGUUGCAUACAUUAAGAACAUGCUAUGCUGCAAAUCCAAGACCAGAUGCAUUAAUGAAAGAACAGUUAGUUGAAAUGACAAGUUUAAGUCCACGUGUUAUUCGUGUUUGGUUUCAAAAUAAACGAUGUAAAGAUAAGAAAAGACAAUUAUUAUUGAAACAAAUGGAACAACAUCAACAGAAUGGUGGACGUCCUGGUAGUCUUCAUGGUAUAUCAAUGACUGCACAAAGUCCUGUUCGUAAUGAUGUCAACUUAAUGUGUACCAACUCUGGAAUUGAUGUACAACACAUUCCUGGACCAUAUUGGAGUACACACAGUGUACAAAAUGAAUUAAUUCAGCGAUCAAAUAAUACAUUAUAUCGACCUCAUAGUCCAUCUAAUUUACUAAUAAAUCAAUCAAACAAAUUGUUUAGACAAUCAGUUGAAAAUAUUUCAUCCUCUUCAUCACCACCAAAUUCAUUAACUAAUUAUCAUACAAAUCCAUUGAAUGAUACAAUUACAAAUUAUUCUACUGGAUGUUUAUUAAAUUCAACAUUGUCUAAUGUAAUUCCACCACCACUACCACCUCCACUGCAGCUAACAGCAGUUUCCUCGUUAACUGGAAUCUCAUCCUCUUCUACUUGUCCUAUUGCUUCUGGUAUAUCCUCAUCAAUACAAACUUUUAAUUAUGGUCAAUUGAAUAAUUUUUGUAAUUCAUCAUCAAGUUUAAUAACAUCGAAUGAUACCUCAUCAGCAAAUUUAUCACGAUUUAGUGGUUUAAUCAUACCUUCAAAUACUAACCCCAGUAAUACUACUACUAAUAAUAAUAAUAGUAAUAACAGUAGUACAAGUACGAAUCAAUCAAAUUUUUUGAAUGAACGUUCUGCACCACCAUUUCAACAAUUGAUGUCUACAUAUAAUACAGUUGAUAGGCUAGUCAGUUUAUCUGAUAUGAAAAGUAUACAUCUUCCUUUAUUGCGCUAUACACAUCGUGAUUAUGGAAAAGGUUCAUCAAUUACGCACGCAGAGCAAAUGUACCUCUCAAAUGUUCCCAGCGAUUUAUCUUCUAAUACCCCAAUAAAUUCAGUAAUAUUGUCUAAUAACCUUUUAUUAAAUAAACAUGAGAAUUUAUCCUGA